This is a messenger RNA of Sclerotinia borealis F-4128, 1581 nucleotides long. The record is from the annotation of a GenBank genome assembly. Lineage: Eukaryota; Fungi; Ascomycota; Leotiomycetes; Helotiales; Sclerotiniaceae.
AUGGCAGAAAGUGAGAUUUCCGCACCCUAUACCAUAUUCUCCGAACGACGAAAAAGAUGGACCAUUGCCAUCGCCUCCAUGGUAACAUUUCUCUCGCCCGUAUCAGCCAACAUGUACUAUCCCGCCAUCAACCGACUAGCGCACGAUCUGCACGUAUCGCAUGCUAAAAUUAACUUGACUAUUACGGUUUUCAUGAUCGUGCAAGGAAUAGGUCCGCUUUUCGUGGGUAGUGUGUCGGAUAUCUAUGGUCGUCGACCCACCGUGCUGCUUUCUCUCCUCGUCUAUUUGGGCGUCAAUAUUGGUCUGGCGCGACAGACGAGCUAUCCUGUCUUGAUGGCUCUUCGGUGUCUGCAGAGCUUGGGUAGUAGUACCGCAUGCAUCGUCUGUAGCUCUGUGGCCGCUGAUUUGGUACCCCGGGCUGAACGUGGACGGUAUAUGAUCUAUUCAUCGCUAGGAGUGACUUUGGGACCCGCCAUUGGACCCAUCGUGGGUGGUGUUUUGACGCAAUUCUUCGACUGGAGGAGUACCUUUUGGUUUCUGGCCAUCUUUGCGGGGGUUAUGAUUACCGUAGUGCUUGUCUUUUUGCCAGAGACUUGCCGUGUGGUGGUUGGAAAUGGCUCGAUUUUACCUCCAUGGUGGAAUAUACCUUUAGUCCAAUAUCUCAAUCACACGACCAAAGCUGAAGAAUUCGUGUGUUCCCGAACUCCAAAUGGCGAGAAACAAGCUCGACAUAAGCGGCCAACUCCUCUAGAUAGCAUAAGAGUAGCCAUGCAGAAAGAAACCGCAGCCAUCAUAACCUUCACAACACUACUAUUCUGCGGCUAUACAUCCGUAUUGAGCACACUCCCCUCCCAACUCGAAAGUAAAUACCACUUCAAUGCCCUCCAAGUCGGCUUAUGCUACAUUCCUUACGGAGCCGGAAGUCUCACCUCUCGCUGGACAAUCGGAAAACUCAUUGACUGGAACUUUCGACGCCAUGCGCGAAAACAAGGUAUUGAGAUUGUUCAAAAUCGUCAAGUGCAGUUAUCUCUAAUGCCCGUCGAAAAAGCACGAUUGCAAAUUACGCUUCCGGUAAUAUAUGGUGCAGCGGCUGCAGUAGUAGGUUACGGAUGGACGAUGAAUCAUCAAGUGAAUCUAGCGGGGCCUCUGGUGAUGCUCUUCUUUGUAUCGCAUUUGAUCUCGGGAGCAACGAGUACACUGAUCACUCUGGUGAUUGAUUGCCAUGUUCAGCGACCGGCGACGGCGUCUGCAGCAAAUAAUAUGUUUCGAUGUUUGUUUGGAGCUGGUGCCGUGGCGGGGGCGAUUCCGUUGAUUGAUGCGAUUAGCAUUGGGUGGACGGGGACAAUGAUUGCUUUCGUUUGGGUCUUAUUUAGUCCAAUGCUUUGGGGCGUUUAUUUUUGGGGUCAUAGCUAUCUACUUGAGUACUUGAGUAAAGGCUUUGAAAUAUAUGCGAAGUUUUCGGUUAUCGGUUGGAAAUUGCCUGCUCUUUGCUAUGUACUCAAGUAUAUGACCCGAUGGACUUAUGGCAGUCCCUUUGGACAGUUUGUGACAUGUAUUGGUGCUCAUUUCAGUAAAGGAUAA